Hemibagrus wyckioides is the source of this 3168-nucleotide messenger RNA. RefSeq names its product two pore segment channel 3 (gene tpcn3). The coding region runs from base 625 to 2937 and encodes 770 amino acids. The record is from RefSeq and is a predicted model, not a curated record. The transcript is spliced from 19 exons. Gene Ontology annotation, biological process: transmembrane transport; monoatomic ion transport. Gene Ontology annotation, cellular component: membrane. Gene Ontology annotation, molecular function: monoatomic ion channel activity. NCBI's taxonomy places the organism in Eukaryota, Metazoa, Chordata, Actinopteri, Siluriformes, Bagridae.
AAAAGAGUCGGUUCAGUGUUUCGAUUCUGACUCUGAGUCAUGUAGUCAGUUAGGUCACUAAUUAACAUGCUGACCUGUGAAAUCUGCUCUAGUGAGUGGAUGAGGUGUAAUACACACUGAUUAAUGCUCCGGGGGGCAGGAUCACACCCGGGCGAGUGGUUGUUGUUAUUAAAAGUAAAAUAAAUAAAAACACACAGAAGUUUGAGGAUGAUGAAGAGUAAUGAUGUGAUGAAGAAUGUGUGGAGUUUACUCCUGUAAACCUGAGCCCAGUGCGCGCGCCGCUAUUUCCGCUCCGCUCUGUCACAUGACGGUCAGACUGCGCGAGUCCAACUCACCGGAUCCACACACACACACACACACUAUGAGGAGGCGCUGCACAUCACACAACACACACACUGAUUUUCCCCCCUGAUAUGCAAAUGUGAGAUUUUCCUUAAAAGUUUGUGGUGUGUGUGUGUGCGCGCGCGCGCGCAUGUGUGUGUGUGUAAAAGUGAGAGAAGGAAUCCGGUGUGGAAGUCACGAGCGCUGAAUUUCCUGCAGAGGAGGAGGAAAAGAAAAAGAAGGGGGAAAAAAGAGGAAAGGCGGAGAGGAAAAGUGGAGUUCUGUUGAUGAAAAACAGGGAAGAUGGCUGAACAAGAGAAAGGAGAGAAAGACAGGACCAGCGGAGAGACAGACGGAGCGCAGAGAGACAGACAAAACCCCGAUACCGGAGAUCACAGGUUAAACCUGGCUGCAGUGUAUGUAUCAGAUGCUCAGCACAACAGGAACAUCAUGUUUGACACGACACCACAGGCAGUGCGGCUGUACCUGUUGUAUAAUCACUGGCUGUUGCGUGUGUGUGUGUACGUCUUCAUCAUGGUGGAUUUGUCGCUUGCACUGUUUGAGGAGCCUGCUCUCGUCCCUCUGCCCCUGUGGGCCACCUCAGUAAUAGAGCUCCUCUGCCUGAUGGUGUUUUCUGCUCGAUUGGUUCAUUAUGCUAAGGUAAUUCCCCGUCGUGUUUUCAUCAGAGAUCCUAAAAACAUCUGCAUCAUCAUCACCAUCACGUUGUGUGUGGUGGAUCUGUGUGUGUAUGGUGUUCUGAGAUUGUGUGGGCGCUCUGCUGUGAGAUGGUCCAGAGUAUUGAGGCCUCUCCUGCUCAUAAACAUCACAGAGGGACGACAGCUGCGCAGGGCCUUCAGGAGUAUCCGUAACGCACUCCCUCAGAUCCUGGUGGUGUUUUUCUUCUUCAUUUUCAGUGUGUUGAUGUUUUCACUCAUGGCUCUGAAACUGCUGGGCAAACGGAAUCUUAAAACUAUAGAUGGCGCUCCGUAUUUCACUGAUUACCUGGAGAUAGUUUUUGAUCUGUAUGUUUUAGUGACCACGGCUAACAGCCCUGACGUCAUGAUGCCGGCGUACAACUACAGCUCAUUCUUCGCCAUCUUCUUCAUCCUCUACAUCGUCAUCAACACCUAUACCUUCAUGUCAGUGUUCCUGGCUGUCGUCUACAACAACUACAAAAAAUAUCUGAAGGAGGAGGUACGGCAGCUGGUGAGAGCGAAAAGGCAGAAGUUGUGUCAUGCUUUUUCUCUGCUGCAAGAAGUGGGCGGGGCCGAGAGAGAACCACGUGUCAGUCAAACACGCUGGAAACAGUUAGUGCGUCUCGUCCAGCCUGACAUCAGCAACGCACACCGAGAGCUGCUGUGGAGUGUGUGUGACCCUCAGAACACUGGACAUGUCGGGAAGAUGGUGUUUGUGCAGUUGGCUGAUUUGUUGAAUAUUCAUGUGAUCACGAUGAAAUCUCACACACACCCACUGGACCGCUGGAUCCCUGCUUUUUAUCAGUCCACCUUCAGUAAACUGAUCCACAGUAUGGUCCAGCACAGGAUGUUUGUGUAUGUGUAUGAUGUGAUCAUCCUGAUUAAUGCGGUGUUUAUUGGUCUGGACGAGGAGAACCCGGCCGUCUCCGUGGCUGAGUGGAUCUUCCUCACGCUCUACAUCCUGGAGAUUUUACUCAAGCUCUACACCUUCGAGCCACACACCUUCUUCGCCAAACACCAAUUCUGGAACUGGUUUGACACGAUCAUCAUUGUCUCUGCUCUGCUGGCGACCAUCAUCAACUCUGCCUUAAAAUCCUCUGGAGGUUAUACGAGCCGUCAGAUUCUUGACAUCGUCUUCAUCCUCAGAGUGCUCAGGCUCAUCCGCGUCGUCGACACCAUUCCCAGGUUCCGUGCGAUCAUUAACACUCUGAUUAAGAUCGGUGCUCCCAUGCUGACAUUCGGGCAGCUCAUUCUGGUGGUGUAUUAUAUCUUUGCGAUGGUAGGGAUGGAGCUGUUUAAAGGGAAGGUUCAUUAUUUUGGUGAUGAUUCGGACAAUCCCGCGCAUCAUUUCUGUGGGAACGUCCUGCUGAACGGCUCGGCCUUCGCCAGGAACAACUACUGCAAAAACAACUUCAAUGACGUGGUGUCAUCCUUCAUCCUGCUGCUGGAGCUCACUGUCGUCAACCAGUGGCACGUUCUGGCUGGAGGCUUCACCGCUGUCACUCAUGUUUCAGCACGGAUAUUCUUCAUCCUCUUCCACAUCGUGGUAGUCAUCAUCAUCAUCAAUAUCUUCGUGGCAUUUAUUCUGGAGGCGUUCUUCAUCGAGUACAUGGUGGAGAAAAGUGAGCUGCAGACAGCGCUGGAGAAGAAGAUUGAGGAACUGUGUCUGUGUGUGGAACAGAAGCAUGCAGAUAAUAACCUGGUGGAUGCAAUGGAAACCCAGGAAAACGAUCUCGGCCCUGCUGAAGGAGCCAAAGUCAAACCCACCAUCAUUUUCAAGAUCAGCUCAACAAGGUACAGGACCAUGGAUGGCCUCCUACAGCGCAUGUUUGAAACAGAGAUGGACCUCAGCACUGAUGACCUUGAGGAAGAGGCAACAGAGAACAGGACCUUCUCGAAUCCAGUUUUCACUUCCUCAUAAGCGGAAAGAUAAACUUUCUUUAAAUGAGCUUUAUUCAAAUGAUGUCUAUAAAUGCUUACUGCAUUAUCUACUCAUGGGUGUGACAUUGGAUUAGACUGGGCGUGUGUGUGUGUGUGUGUGCGCACUGACCCGCUGAAACAGUAUUUACUUUGUGUAUAAGAAGGGAUUAAAUGAACACUUUAUAUUCACUUGUCAUUGUAUUACAAUAAAAGAUGAAUAUGUUUAAUAUAA